Messenger RNA from Lottia gigantea (owl limpet), 1107 nucleotides. RefSeq lists its product as hypothetical. The transcript has 7 exons. NCBI's taxonomy places the organism in Eukaryota, Metazoa, Mollusca, Gastropoda, Lottiidae. Gene Ontology annotation, cellular component: Golgi apparatus. The record is from RefSeq and is a predicted model, not a curated record. The annotation marks the transcript as partial.
GGUGAAAUGGGAGUAGGCGUGGCUAUGAGAUUACAAGAUUUAACAGAAGAGCAGAAAAAGGCCUACAACCAGGGAUGGCAUAGAAAUGCCUUUAAUCAAUAUGUCAGUGAUAUGAUUUCUUUAAAUAGAAAUUUACCCGAUUAUAGAUUUCCAGAGUGUAAAAAUGUGACGUUUCGAUCUGAUUUGCCCGAUGUAAGUAUAAUCAUUCCAUUUCGAGAUGAAGCCUGGUCUACGCUACUGCGUACAAUACACAGUGUUUUAAAUAGAACACCACCAAAGCUACUGAAAGAAAUCAUACUGUCUGAUGAUGCUUCAACUUUUGUUCAUUUACAAAAGGAUUUAGAAGAAUACCUUGUACAUUAUCCCAAAGUCAAAUUGGUCAGACUAAAGACUCGAGGUGGACUAAUUCGAACCAGACUAAGAGGAUAUGACGUAUCAAGUGGUAGUGCUGUAAUAUUUCUGGAUUCUCAUUGUGAAGUUACCAAAGGAUGGAUUGAACCUCUGUUGGAUGCCAUAGCAUCAGAUUAUAGAACGGUAGUGACGUCAGUAAUGGAUGUAAUAGAGGGAGACGACUUCCGAUAUAGAACAUACGACAUAGAGAAAUCAGCACCUAUUGGUAUAUUUGAUUGGAGAUUAAUAUUUAAAUGGGAUAGAAAAUCGUAUGAUAAACCACGAUAUUUACCAGUUGGAUCACCAACUCUUAUUGGCUGUUUAAUCGGAGUAAGCCGCAGGUUUUUUGAAGAAACAGAAAAAUUUGACGAGGGUUUCUUCAUUUGGGGCGGUGAAAAUUUAGAGAUAUCUUUUAAGGCAUGGAUGUGUGGAGGUAGUUUGGUAGUUUCACCCUGUUCACACGUUGGUCAUGUUUAUAAGAGUAGGUUGCCUUAUGACUGGGGUAACACAACUCAGUCUAAAACAUUGGAAAGAAACCUUCAUCGUCUGGCUGAAACCUGGUUAGAUGAUUACGUUAUUUAUCACAAACAAGUAUGCGGACCCUGUAAGGAAGAUAUAGGUGAUAUAUCGAGUAAACUGGCUUUAAAGAAGAAACUAAAUUGUAGGAAUUUUGAGUGGUAUAUAAAAAAUAUCAUACCAAAUAUGUUUAUACCUGGU